Messenger RNA from Aspergillus fijiensis CBS 313.89, 1780 nucleotides. RefSeq names its product putative glutamine-serine-proline rich protein. Bases 382 to 1548 code for a protein of 388 amino acids. The record is from RefSeq and is a predicted model, not a curated record. Lineage: Eukaryota; Fungi; Ascomycota; Eurotiomycetes; Eurotiales; Aspergillaceae. Gene Ontology annotation, cellular component: outer membrane. The transcript has a single exon.
CUUUGGGUGUCUCAGCCACAGAAUCUCCCCCGCCAGGAUGUGGCAGUGUCUGAGUCGCGUCAGCCUUAUGCUUGCCUGGAACAGGCAGGAACCAGACAAAUUGAGGAUUGAAGUUUAGGUACCAAAACUAAUGUGGGCGAUUAUUGCCCAGCACAGCCACGACUGGGGGGCAGGCACUGGGCAGUGAAGCAACGCUGCUUCGCUUCCUCUACAAGCAAGCGCUUAUAUAGCUAGCCCAGCUCUUCGCUCUUACUCUCGCUCUUUCUUUUCUCUUCCCCACUUCACUGUCCUCCUUUUACUUCCAUUUUUCUCUGGUCUUCACUUCCAGAAACAAAACUCCCACAAAGACAUUUCAGCUCACAAAGUCACCAGCCAACCCCGAUGUCAGCACAAGAAUACUUCGGCGGGUCUUCUCAAAACCCUCCUCGUCGGGAGGAAUCCCACACUCCUGGACCCUGGAACUCAUCGACGCCUGGACCGGACACGCCUCGCACCAGCGCCUACAGUCCCUAUCCCCCCUCCGAGAACUACUAUCGUCCAAACUCCAACCCCAACCCCAACCCCAAUCAGAACUACUAUGCCUCCCCACCAGACCCCCGGAUGGCGCAGGGGUCAUGGAACGGACCUUCUCCUUCCCCCUCCCUAGGCGGCGAAGGCUACCCCCACCAGCCGUACGGACAGCAGCCGCAGCCCCCGUACCCUCAGCACGGAGGACCCUCCCCCACCCCUUCUGGCUACCCCCCAUACCCUCCACAAGAAGGAGGAGGAGCACCCUACAAUGACCGCCCAUAUUCCCCCUACCAGCAGCAGCAGCAACAGCAACCAGGCCCCCAACAACCCCCACCCUACAGCACCAACCCCAACCUCCCGCCGGGCGCCACCGACGACCAAGACCGCGGCUUCCUAGGGGCCGUGACCGGCGGCGCAGCCGGCGCCUUCGCAGGCCACAAGGUGAACCAUGGGUUCCUGGGCGCGAUCGGCGGCGCGCUGACGGGCUCCGUCGCGGAAGACGCCAUCAAGAACCACCGCAAGAAGAAAGAGGAGGAAGAAAAGGAAGCCCUCCGCCGGCAGAAGGAGGCCCUCAAGGAGCAGAAGCGCCGCGAGAAGGAAGAGCGCAAGAUGCAGCGCCGCGCCGACCGUCACCACCGCCGGCACUCCUGCUCGUCGUCCUCGUCGUCGUCCUCCUCCUCCUCCGAUGACGAACGUAAGCAUCAUCCCGGAAGAACCUUCCGCGGGAACUUCUCCGGCUCCUCCCGCGAGAUCCGGCUCGAGGGGUACCACGAGCUCGUGGCCUACUGCGGCGACGUCGACGGCCGCCAGCACCGCUCGGUCAUCCCGCUCAACGACGUCCUCACCAACUCCUGGGGCGAGUUCAAGUGGGCCCGCCACGGCAAUUUCGCCGCCUCGGCGAGCAACGUCCACCUCGAGGAUGGGGGCCGCGUCCUGGUGGCGGAUCUGGGCGAUGGCAAUGGCGGGUGGAAGAGGAGCUGGAUCCGCUUGGAUGAGAGGAUCUCAAAUCAGAAUGGGCGGUUGGUGUUCUUGGAUUAGAUGGUGAUGAAGAGAGAGUAUUUCUUUGGAGGAUGGCCUGCCACGGGAGCGGGUUUUCAUGGAUAAUGGGUUUUAAUGCAUCAGCUUUCUGACACUGGACUUUGUGGCUAUCAAUUAUCGUAGUCCUACAGAGUACAACGUAGAUCUUACGAUAUCAAACAAUGCGGCAGGGUCUACUUUAAAUGAGCAGUUCUUCUAAUCGAAGCAUUACAACCAAUCAAAACCGUCAGGG